AAAAGCUGCUGGAUUGGAACUGAGAUCUGCAAUAAAGCAUUAAGCCAUCCAACAAAACAAAUUGCCAAAAAUGCUGGUGUUAAUGGGAGUGUUGUUGUAGAGAAGGUCUUAUCCAAUGAUGAUACAAGAUAUGGGUACAACGCUGCAAGAAACUCUUAUGAGGAUUUGAUGAAAGCUGGAAUUAUAGAUCCAACAAAGGUAAUUAGAUGUUGUUUGGAGCAUGCAGCAUCUGUGGCCAAGAUUUUUCUGACAUCUGAUGCUGUUGUAGUAGACAUAGUAGGCAGUAAGGAUAUCAAGUUCAAGCCCUGCCAAAGGGAAAGCAAAUGCCAAACUUAACUAACUCAGUCUUUCCUAAACAAUUACUGCCCACGUAUCGGUAAAUGAUGCACAAACAGAUGAUUCUCCAACCUGCUUUGCUAUACAGAUAACUUCUUUCAUUCAAAUUAAAGAAGCUUCAGUUCAAAGCAGUAUUGGAUCAUUCAGAUCCAGCGGGACAAAGACAAUGCAUCUAGGAGCCAUAAGCAGAGCGGUUCAGUUGAAAGCCUUUUAAACCGGUAACGUUAAUCAAUGCCAACUUCCAUCAAUCUGGUUACAAUUCAGUUCCCUUCUCUUCUAGAAGCAGCCAGCUUCCAUUAAAGAAAUAUGGAAUUCCUUUGCUGAUUUGCUUUUGCAAAGAAGGCUUUUUUGAAGUGGUAAUGCUGCAAACUUAAGGGGUUGCCUGGUGUACUAGUUAUUAGCUCAAGGAUGAUGCUUUCCCAUGUAUUUAAAGAGGCUGAGGCCACAAAGGAACUAGAUGAAAAUGUUGUCUUGUAAAAAUGACAGAACAUGUGUACUAAUACUAUUCUGGACAGAAUUAAAACAUAUGAUGCAUUUGCAAAACCAGUACUUUCUCAAUCUAGCACAUCUAUUCUUUUAAACUGAACAAUGGUGCAUCCAUUUCAAUCCUUCUAAGGAACUUUAUUUCUUCACGAGGAUAAUUGGUUGUGAUGUAUUUCUUCAUGGACAAGAUAUUGGUGUUGAUAAAAGCUAUGAUGCG
Messenger RNA from Durio zibethinus, 1036 nucleotides. The record is from RefSeq and is a predicted model, not a curated record. Lineage: Eukaryota; Viridiplantae; Streptophyta; Magnoliopsida; Malvales; Malvaceae.